This is a messenger RNA of Plectropomus leopardus (leopard coralgrouper), 455 nucleotides long. Lineage: Eukaryota; Metazoa; Chordata; Actinopteri; Perciformes; Serranidae. The record is from RefSeq and is a predicted model, not a curated record.
CAUUGACCUGGAGCAUGUUUGUGCGUCUUUUUUGUCCCUUCAGGGCUUCCUUCAGGACCUCUUCCUCCAGCACAGGAAGUCCGUCAGCCCUGAGAAGCUGCAGGCGUACACGGACACCAUGAUGAAGAUGUUUGAUAAAAACAGAGACGGACGGCUGGACCUGAACGACCUCGCCAGAAUUUUGGCCCUGAAAGAAAACUUCCUACUGAAGUUUAAGAUGGACGCUUGCAGUCAGGAGGACAGGAAGAGAGACUUUGAGAAGAUUUUUGCUCACUAUGAUGUCAGUAAGACGGGCGCGCUGGAGGGUCCUGAGGUGGACGGAUUCGUCAAAGACAUGAUGGAGCUGGUGAAGCCCAGCAUCAGCGGCACAGACCUGGACAAGUUCAGGAAAGCCCUGAUGGGUCACUGCGACAUCAACGGGGACGGAAAGAUCCAGAAGAACGAGCUGGCUCUCU